GUACACGCUAAACAAGUUUAUUUUAUUUUUUUUGCUCUCUGGAGUGAAGGGGCCAGUUUCAGUUUAUCGGCCACUACGCACUCAAGCUCCGUAUCAGGCCUGCAACGGGGUGGGAUGUGUGUAAACAUUUGAGUGCACUAAUGAUAUUGUGACAGUUUUUCUUCCUUUUCCAUUUUGAGUGUAUUUUGAAUGUGUUAAAAGCUUAAAAGGGUUAUUAGGGCUUACACAAGUUAUACAGAGUUAUAAGUUAAUUUGAUAGUAGGCUAUAACUUAGUUAAAUACAUUCAGAACAAGCAACUUAAAAUUGAUAAUACUGGUGUGAUACUGAAAAAAAGGUGUUUAGUUACUGUUAAAAGUAAGGCAAUCACAGAGGGUUGUUUUGAUAUAUUUUAUUUGUUUUUUGUUUUCAUUUACAUUGUCAAAUUCAAAUUCUUGAUUUAUUUCAUUUCAUUUAAAUACAAAGUUUCAAUUUCAUUGACAUUUAAUACAACAUUUAUUGGUUUAAAUGUUUAUUUGUGAGUGUGUGGGUUAUUGCAGUUUAAAAGUAAUUUAUAAACAAUUCCUGCACUAUAAGUAAAUAGACUGCUUGGCAUAAAGUGAUUCCUUGGAGGUUAAUUUAUAUUAGAAGACAGGGUUAAAAGAUCAUUUAGAAGUAAAAGAACUCAGGUCCUUAUCAAAAAACUCUAGCCUAUGCAAAUGGUUGGUGGAUAGGGGUUACAUAAUGGAGGCACCGCUGGGAUCUCCUGUCUUCUAAACAAAAGGUAAAAGAAAAAUGUCGCAGAACGAUUUUUUACGAGAACUUUGCAGCUGGUCUGCAGAUGAGAAAAUUGAUCCCCAACAUGCUAUUUUGCUUGUUGGUGUGCCAGCUGACACCGAUGUUGCGUUUAUCGAAGACACAGUGCAAACGGUCAAAGUCUUUGGGCGAGUACGGGCUCGCGCAACAAAAGAAGGCACAGUUCCUGGGACUAUUUUGGUAUUAUGUGAGUGCAGAGAGAAAAUCUGCCCCGCUCAGGUGCCAUAUGAAGUGUUGCCAUCCUCUGGGGAGACCUGGGAAAUUGUUGUGAUAAAAGAUGAGGACCCUAAUAUGAAUGCUUUUUCAGGGAGGUUAGCUCAGUUCCUAAAUAGGGAGGGCAAAAGCAUUACUGACCUUCAAAGCCUGAUAAACCCCUUGGUUUCAAAUGUUACAUCACCUGAGACAAUCAUUCGUGCCAUUGGGGAGUUAUUGGAGAAAACUAAGCCCACUAGCGAUGGUCAAGCCUACCGUCGCUUACGCAUAUUUUCUGGUCUCGAGCCUACCCCAGUAGGUGAAGAGAAUAGUGAGAAUUGGCUUGAACAAGCUAGAUUGAUGAUUUCAGAGUCAGACUGCUCCGCCAAGGAGAAGCGCAAACGUAUUGUGGAAAGUCUUAAAGGACCAGCAUUAGAGGUGAUAAAGGCAGUAAGAGCCAACAACACAGAUGCUACCGCCCUCGAGUAUAUUGAGGCUCUGGAGAGUGCUUUUAGCACCUCAGAGUCGGGUGAGGACUUGUAUUUUGCUUUUCGUUUGCUUCGACAAGAGCCUGGGGAGGCCUUGUCUGAUUUUCUACGUAGACAAGAAAGAUCGCUAACGUUAGUGAUCAAACGGGGAGGGUUAACUCCUCAGAGAGCUGAUCGUGCCCGUGUAGAACAGUUGUUAAGGGGUGCGAUUGAAUCAGAUUUGAUGCUAUUGAAAUUGCGGCUGCAUGAACGGAAAGAAAAUCCCCCCACGUUUCUUAGACUUCUCAAUGAGAUUCGAGAAGAAGAAGAAAACGAAGCAGCUAGACGUAAGCUUGGUGUCAGUGUGAAAGAUAAGACAGUAAAAGACAGAGGGAAAGGCUCACUGUCAAAUCGAGACAACUUGAAAGUAGAUGCUAAAGAGUUAAGACUCCAACUGGGUAGCACAAGUCUGUUGCAGCCCUCCGAGAGGGAUUAUGUUAAAAGCAAAACUGAGGUAAGGCCCUCAGACAACCCGUUAAAUGCAGAGGUUCUAGCCCUAAAAGCUCAAGUAGAACAAUUACAGAAACAAUUGUCUGUGCUUAGUGUAGGGGCGAGUAGUCCGAAUACUCAAGAGUUCCUGGUGAGCCGUGGUUCCGUUGCUCCAAUAAGAUCAGCAGGUAAAAGCAGUGACGGCUUUUUCUGUUACAAUUGUGGAGGAGAUGGCCAUAUUGCCAGCAAAUGUGAACAUGCUGCAAAUUCUGGUUUAGUCAUUCAGAAACUGCUACAAUUACUCCGCAAAUCUAAAGAGAAAAAACCCGCUUCAGGACAAAGAGAUACAGAUGUAGGGAGGAGUGAUUGUUUCUCCAAGAAAAGCCUAAUUGAGGUUCCUGAGCCUAGUUUUGUACCGGCUGGUCUAGUAGGGCCAUCAUCCACCGUCGAGGUCAAGGUUAAUGGUCAGCCUUGUUUAGCUUUGUUAGACAGUGGGUCACAGGUGACCAUUGUCUUUGAGAAGUGGUAUUUACGUCAUCUACCCCAAGUACCCUUAAAUCACUUUGAUGGGUUAGCUAUCUGGGGUUUGAGUUCCUCUAGCUAUCCUUACCGAGGGUAUAUUGUGGUAGACAUGGAAUUCCCACAGGCUCUGAUGGGUUCAUCUGAGAUAAUUUCAGUACUUGCAUUGGUGUGUCCGGAUCCAGUUGGUCCUGAACAAACGCCAGUGAUUGUGGGGACCAAUGCCAGUUUUUUCCAAAGAUUAGUUGACAUUGGUACUGGGAGCUUAGGGCCCAAGACCUCUCAUGUUAUGAGGAUACAGUCUCAGUGGAAAACAGAUGGGUUGGUCCCUUCCAGUAAAAUUGCUACUCCUGAAGAAAAGCCUGUGGGUGAGGUGAAGUGGGCAGGUGAUAGUCCUCUUACACUCCCUCCUCAGACUGAGACAUGUGUGGUGGGUCACAUGGACUGUCAGUCUCCUCUGGAGAAAGAUAUUUACCUUGUAGAGGGUCCUGAAGAUGAUGUUCUUCCUGCUGGAGUGUUAGUUCCUCCGGUGGUGGUUCCCUUUUCAGCCAUGGAGGCAAACCAACUCAGAGUCUUGGUACGCAAUGACACUUUUAAGGAAAAGUUUAUACCAAACGGGACGGUGUUAGCCAGAGUUUAUGCUACAGACACUGUGAGAGACGCACGGGAGGUAUCAGAGAACCAUCAAAUACUUGAUCCAGAAUUGUUUGAUUUUGGUGACUCACCUGUGCCUCAGACAUGGAAAGAUCGACUCAAACAGAAAUUAUCAGAAAGAGUGAAUGUGUUUUCCCUAUCUGAUAUUGAUGUGGGGUUAGCGCAAGGAGUUAAACACCAUAUUCGGCUGAGGGAUGACACCCCUUUCCGUGAGCGGUCCCGGCGUAUCGCCCCUGCGGAUGUUGAAGACGUUCGUCGGCACUUAAAAAAUUUGAUGACCGCCGGAAUUAUUAAAGAGUCGCGGAGCCCAUAUGCAUCCCCCAUCGUCAUUGCUCGGAAGAAGAAUGGCGAUGUGAGAAUGUGUGUGGACUACCGCACUUUAAAUAGUCGCACCAUACCCGACCAGUAUACCACCCCCAGGAUAGAUGACGCGUUGGACUGCCUAGCUGGUAGCCAAUGGUUUUCUGUCCUGGACCUCCGGAGCGGAUAUUAUCAGAUAGAGAUGGCCGAGGAGGAUAAAGAGAAAAACCGCAUUCAUCUGCCCUUUGGGGUUUUUCCAAUUUGA
Molecule: messenger RNA, 3679 nt
Organism: Cyprinus carpio (common carp)
Lineage: Eukaryota; Metazoa; Chordata; Actinopteri; Cypriniformes; Cyprinidae
Exons: 1
Coding region: 773-3679 (968 amino acids)
Source: RefSeq, a predicted model, not a curated record